UAAAUCUGGAGAAGUUGGUGCUUGGUGCUUGUAAGUGGAACAGAAAAUGCAGAAGCCACCAACUACAUUUAAAGGAUUCUUGGAAUUCCAGCAUUUGAAAGAUUGGCCAGAAGAUCCAUUCGUGGAAGAACCUCUGACUGUAGCAUGUACAGCUGACACAAAGUACUCAUUAGAUGUCAUAAACGAAGAUCUUUGUGGAAGUGUACCCUUCAGCAAAAAUAUUUAUGCAGAAAUUGAUGAAAAAGUUUCUAAAAUUACAUCUCUUCUUGACAAAUAUACCUCCCAAAUAUUGUGUUUACCGUGCUCUGAUGAUCAUCUGGCUCCCAUAACUGAAACAUUCCUUACAGAAGUUGACGUGCCAGAUUCAUCUCUGACGGCAAACUCACAAGUCAAAAUCAAGGCCUGUUUGUUCCCUGGAUUCAAAAGCUUGCAUGUUACAGAGCUACCUGGAAAGUUGGAGGCUGCACAGAUUCUAAAUUGUGUUGCAAAGAACCAGAGUUUAAAAGGUUCAAGAUUAAAAGUGUUUGAAAAGCUCUUUUUGUCAAGUGCCUCAGUCACUAUUCUUCAAGACUCAUUUUGGUGGCUGUUUCUUCAAAAAUUCAAGCCUGACGAUGAGCAACAAGACAAGUUUUUCAACAGGAUCUCAGAUAGUUUUGUGACCCUUUUCUGUGGUGCUCCCCAAGAAAUCAAGGACUUUUUUUUCAUGAUAUAUCCAGAUUGCAUGUCACAAUCCAUAUACACAGCAUUUUAUGAAGCAUUUCCAGACUCGCUGCCACUUUUCAAUGAUGAGUUCAAAAGUGAAAUUACUGACUUAAUUUUCGAGUGGAUGUCUGGUAUUAAACCCCUACCUCGUUUGUGGACAAAGUGGAAUUUAGGUUGGCUUGGUGGAAACAGUCCAAACCCUGCCAGAAAGGACAGAGAAACAUACAACGAUCUAUUGUCUACAAGCUUGAUUCAUGAUGGGAGAGGACAAUGGAACUUUAACAUUGAUGACUUAAUUCAAGAUGCUAGAGACACAAGUCUUCCCAAGACAGUAGAAGAAAAAGUGGUACCUGCAAGAGAGUCUCAUGGCAUUGGUCCUGGACCAGAAUUCCACCAUGUGCUUUUCAAGCUUGGAGGACACAGUCCGCUGGUCUUAAAUUAUCUUGAGAGGCAUAAAUUCACAACGUUUGUCUCAAGAGGCGCAAAUCACAAACUGAAGCGCACUGAAAUAAAAAAAUUACCGCCAGUUGGCCCAACCUAUCAAGAAGUCAUUAAGGAAACUCAAAAGCUAAGGAAAACUUUUCGACAUGACUAUGCAAUAUUGGAAGCAAAGACCCAAAAAGAACGUGCUGAAAUAGAGCUACAAAAACAGCGUGUCAACUUACAUAUUGAAAGGAUGAAGGAAGAGAUUUCAAAUGGAGUAAAACCUAAAACAACACGUUUAUUGGAAAAACUGCAAAGGAUGUCAUUUGCAAGCAACGUAUUUAAACAAGAAGGGUUGACCAUCAAAGAACUUCUCAAUUCAGAAAAUGGUUACGAACAGUCUUUCUAGAGCAAACUGCAAACCUGUUUUAGGUUGAUGUGCACAAUGUCAUGUAACAUUCUCAAAAUAAUUAAAGGCUUUUUGACCUCUC
Messenger RNA from Pelobates fuscus (common spadefoot toad), 1616 nucleotides. RefSeq names its product family with sequence similarity 227 member B (gene FAM227B). The record is from RefSeq and is a predicted model, not a curated record. The transcript has 15 exons. NCBI's taxonomy places the organism in Eukaryota, Metazoa, Chordata, Amphibia, Anura, Pelobatidae. Bases 47 to 1534 code for a protein of 495 amino acids.